Messenger RNA from Mesorhabditis spiculigera, 930 nucleotides. NCBI's taxonomy places the organism in Eukaryota, Metazoa, Nematoda, Chromadorea, Rhabditida, Rhabditidae. The record is from the annotation of a GenBank genome assembly.
AUGGCCGAGGCAAUCAGGGCUGCUUCCAAUGGCAAUCUGUCGAUGUGGAAGAAGUAUGGGCCCUCAGAAAACACCGUCAGGGGGAUCACUAUUGGAGGUCUGACCGGGGCCAUUGAGAUUUGCAUCACUUUCCCGACGGAGUACGUAAAGACACAGCUGCAGUUGGAUGAGCGGAGUGCACAGCCUAAGUACAAGGGACCCAUCGACUGCGUCAAACAAACCGUUCGUGGCCAUGGAUUCUUCGGACUAUACCGUGGACUCUCAGUCCUGCUCUACGGGUCCAUCCCGAAAAGUGGUGCUCGUUUCGGAACUUUCGAGUUUCUGAAGGGAAAAGCUGCCGAUGAGCGUGGCAAUCUGACUCCAAUGACUCGCCUCCUCUGCGGACUUGGUGCAGGAGUAUCGGAAGCUAUUUUGGCCGUGACACCGAUGGAAACGAUCAAGGUGAAGUUGAUCCAUGAUCAGACGCUUGAGAAGCCUCGUUAUCGCGGAUUCGUCCAUGGAGUGUCGACGAUCAUAAAGACUGACGGGUUGAAGGGAAUUUAUCAAGGUCUCACGGCUACUAUUAUCAAACAAGGCUCCAACCAGGCUAUUCGCUUUUUCGUUAUGGAAACUUUGAAGGACUGGUAUCGCGGUGGCGAUAACACGAAGCCAAUUGCUAAGCCUCUCGUUGGUUUGAUGGGUGCCAUUGCCGGAGCUGCCUCGGUAUACGGAAAUACCCCGGUUGACGUCGUGAAGACUCGAAUGCAAGGCCUUGAGCGCCAAAAGUACAAGAAUACCUUCGACUGUGCACUACAAAUCUGGCGCAAGGAAGGCUUCUUCGCGUUCUACAAAGGGACCGUUCCCCGCCUUUCUCGUGUCUGCUUAGAUGUGGCUAUCACCUUCAUGAUCUAUGAUUCGAUCAUCGAAGCCCUUAACAAAUACUGGAAGAAG